AUGUCGAGCGCAAAGAAAAAAAGACCGGUGCAAGAGUGCGGACAGUGUGGGUGCUUUGUUUUAGCAAAGGAUUUUGAGAGGCAUAAGGAUGCUUGUGGGGUCGAAACUCGUAUCAGUGAGGUUCAGUUGGUUGAGCCCAAUGCUGUUUUAGUCGCAUUUGAGCAAGCACUGGAGAAGUGGCAAGAAUAUUUAGCACCAGACGUUUUUGGUUGGGUGAGGCAAAGCUCGGUUCUUGUUAAUCCGGAGACUAUGUUGCAUUUAAGGGUAAUUCCACGGCAGCCAUGUAUAUAUGAGAGCAACGAAAAUAAGCGUUUGGUUUUGGUAUGGCCUUGUGACAUGGUUUCACAAUUUCGAGUCUGUGCUGGAAGUAAAACAGUUGGUGGCUUGGUGCGCUUAUUUCCUGCUCAUAAAAUUUCUGAAGUGAAAAAUGUUUCUCUUCGCCCUUUAGGAACAUUUCAUAACUUUUACGACACGGCUCAUUUCAGAAAUUACGUUAACACCUUCUUGUCUGGAAGCUACCUUUUGCCCGGCGGAAUUACACAAAUCCCCUUCUAUGGGAUCUUAUGUCGUUUUUUGGUUGGAACCUCUUUAACUGAACGUAUGGGUAAUCUGACUGUUUCAAGUCAUCAGGAUCAAGUAUUACGAUUGGCAGUGGGGAGUAACAUUUCUAUACAAGGGAAAGGUGUCGCUUUUGAAAAGGAGAAGCUUUCAUUUCUUGAUCUUGGAGGAAACGAGAAAGCGAAGAGUGAUAUUUUUAAUUAUACUGUGGUUCCAUUGCAAAGGUUAGUUCCUGCAAUUUGGUGGGCGCUGUAG
Messenger RNA from Enterobius vermicularis (human pinworm), 813 nucleotides. NCBI's taxonomy places the organism in Eukaryota, Metazoa, Nematoda, Chromadorea, Rhabditida, Oxyuridae. The record is from the annotation of a GenBank genome assembly.